Messenger RNA from Aspergillus sclerotioniger CBS 115572, 2043 nucleotides. RefSeq names its product Zn(II)2Cys6 transcription factor. Lineage: Eukaryota; Fungi; Ascomycota; Eurotiomycetes; Eurotiales; Aspergillaceae. The record is from RefSeq and is a predicted model, not a curated record. The coding region runs from base 1 to 2043 and encodes 680 amino acids. Gene Ontology annotation, biological process: DNA-templated transcription; regulation of DNA-templated transcription. Gene Ontology annotation, molecular function: zinc ion binding; DNA-binding transcription factor activity, RNA polymerase II-specific; DNA binding. The transcript has 3 exons.
AUGAGUAGUUCCAUGCCCGAAGAAUCCCGACGGAAGAGAGUCCGAAAGGGAACGAAGAGCUGCUGGGAGUGUAAGCGGAGGAAGAUCAAAUGUGUUCCGUCGCAGGAUAAUGCUAUCUGUGCUAGCUGUCUAGACAGAAGCACGCCUUGUCUUAGCCAGGAGUAUGUGAAUGAUCCUGCACCACAUCAUGCGGACUAUUCGGCGUUGGCUGAGCGUAUGGCGAGGGUGGAGUCAUUGCUUGAGGCCUUGAUGGAUAGGAUGACUCCUUCAUCUAUUACAGCGAGGACGGAUUCCCAGCCUCUGGUUGCAUCGCCAUCGAAUGCUUCUGGGCUGCAGGCUGAAGUUGCUCCCUUGUCAAGCAAACUCGAGAUUUUGCGUCUACAGCUGGCUGCAAUGUUGCCCUGUCAAGCGGACGUGGAUUGUCUGUUCGCUUCGAGUCACGGUUGCUGGCUUAUCCAACAACAUAUGAUGCCGGAUUCACCAGACUCGGUGGAUCACCAGUUAUUUAAUGUCUCCGAGGUCUCGAAACAACAUCCGAUAACGAUUACGCGGCUACUUCUCUGCAUUGCCAUCUGCAUUCAGCAGCUUCCAUUUGAUAUGAAUUUGCCAACCCUACAGACUACGGCACCACUUCGAGACGUGAUGAGCGAUAUUAUUGACUUUAUUGUUCAAAACGUCACCUCGAUUGACGAGCUGACUGGAAGCACUGAGAGUGUCGAAUGUCUUGCACUUCAGGGAAUGUACGAGGUCAAUGCUGGCAAUCUUCGAAGAUCAUGGCGUACGUUUCGAAGGGCCAUCACAAUCGCUCAGCUUUUGGGUCUACACAGAGUGGCUGUCACUCCAUCCCAGGAAAGGCAAAAUUCGAUUAAGACCAAACAACAUCAUUUAUGGUAUCAGAUUGCAAGAGGAGAACGUUACCUAUCCACCCUCCUCGGUCUGCCAUCAAGUACAGGCUCAGCGGUCUUCCCUUGCGAUGACGACGCCUCUUGGCUCUCACUAGAAGACCGGUAUCACAAGCACUUGUACCAUAUAUCCGGCCUCAUUCUUGCUCGCAACCAAGGAGAUGGCACUCACUCUUUCUCAACAACACAGCAAAUCAGUGAAAAACUCGAUGCACUCGCCGAGCAAAUGCCCCCCUCCUGGUGGGAAAUCCCUACGAAGAUCCCAACCAACCGCACCAAAGAAGCAUCCGCCCAGUUCGAGCGAAUCAUGUGCCAAAUCUGGCAUUUCGAGCUGGCAACUCUUGUGCAUCUACCCUUCAUGUUCCGCGCGGCAACCGAUCGACGAUACGAAUAUUCCCAUAUCUCCUGCUUAGACGCUAGCCGCAAUCUAAUCCAACGAUGGAUCUUCAUUCGCGAGAGCCAUAACAUGCUCCUCUUCUCCAACCUCUUAGAAUUCCAGGCCUUCACAGCAGCGACAACGCUCCUUCUAGGGCUCCUAGCCGCCCCGAAAAGUACAAACCAGGGCAUCUUACAAGAGCGAUGCGAAGAUUCUCAACUUAUAGAGACGGUGGUUGCGAAUUUCGAAAGACGCAAGCAACAUGGCAUUGGGAUGUCCGUUGGUACUCAGAGUAUUUCGGUCAUUCGCACGCUUCAGCAGUUUCUCCACGGACGGAACUCAUCUGAUAGAUUGUGUGUGGAGAUUCCAUUUUUCGGCGUUAUUAAGAUUGUACGCGGUGCCGUUCAACCGCUAGAAGGGGAGCGACUUCUCGGGGCUAAUGUGUGCCAAAGUGCCUCAUUCCUGGGACCUGCACAAUCGACUGCAUUCUCUUCCAUGAGAACGGAGCGCAUCUCAACAUCAAUGACGUAUCCUAGAAAUCAAACACCCCGAAAAACAGAUGAAAACGAAGACAAUGCCUUCAACAACAGUAUGGGGAUAGAAAACACCAUCUUCCACUUCUCCGGCGGCCAUUUCCAACUCCCCGGAGCACUAUCUCCCAUCCCUGAAGGACUUGAUCCCAGCGAAUGGACAUUCAACGAAAGCGACAUGAUAUUCUUCGACAGUCUAAUCAACACAGAUCUGAUAGGAAACUGGACUCUCUAA